This is a messenger RNA of Penaeus chinensis, 357 nucleotides long. RefSeq names its product neural cell adhesion molecule L1-like protein. The record is from RefSeq and is a predicted model, not a curated record. The coding region runs from base 1 to 357 and encodes 118 amino acids. The transcript has 3 exons. NCBI's taxonomy places the organism in Eukaryota, Metazoa, Arthropoda, Malacostraca, Decapoda, Penaeidae. Gene Ontology annotation, molecular function: protein binding.
AUGAAUUGUGUGGAGGAAGAGAAGGGGGACGAGAGAUACAGCGUCGAAGUGGUAGAAGACUCAGACCCCGACAGGAGCGUAGGGAAGGGCAGUCCUGCAGGAGGAGUGAGGGCGGAGGUGAGGGUGACCAACGUGACUCCCCAGGACUCAGCUGUGAUCGCCUGCACAGCCACUAACGCCUAUGGAAGCCACACGCAUAACAUGGAGCUAAAGGUUCAAGAUGUACCCGAAGCCCCUCGAGACCUGCGCGUGACCCGGGAGGGCAGCAGGUCAGUCACCGUGACCUGGGCGGCCCCCCCCCUCCCCCAACACCCCCAUAACUCAUUACGUCAUUCACUUGAAGACGCAGACAGGUAA